GAUGAUGAUGAUCGAAGUGGAAAUUCAGAUGCACCAAUUCUUCUGAAAGGUAAAAAACCUCGUAAAGCCAGAACAGCCUUCACCGAUCAUCAACUUAGCUCCUUAGAAAAGACUUUUGAACGUCAGAAGUAUUUAAGUGUACAAGAUAGAAUGGAAUUGGCGGCAAAAUUAAAUUUAACAGAUACACAAGUAAAAACAUGGUAUCAGAACAGAAGGUAG
Lottia gigantea (owl limpet) is the source of this 219-nucleotide messenger RNA. RefSeq lists its product as hypothetical. Gene Ontology annotation, molecular function: DNA binding. The record is from RefSeq and is a predicted model, not a curated record. The transcript has a single exon. The annotation marks the transcript as partial. Lineage: Eukaryota; Metazoa; Mollusca; Gastropoda; Lottiidae.